Molecule: messenger RNA, 3198 nt
Organism: Esox lucius (northern pike)
Lineage: Eukaryota; Metazoa; Chordata; Actinopteri; Esociformes; Esocidae
Gene: zic6
Product: zic family member 6
Exons: 2
Coding region: 511-2106 (531 amino acids)
Biological process (GO): central nervous system development; regulation of transcription by RNA polymerase II
Cellular component (GO): nucleus
Molecular function (GO): DNA-binding transcription factor activity, RNA polymerase II-specific; RNA polymerase II cis-regulatory region sequence-specific DNA binding
Source: RefSeq, a predicted model, not a curated record
AAAAUCUUAAGUGUCCGGAAAUGAGUAAGUAUAGUCGCUUGUAUUUUGGCGCCUAGAGUCAAACAGCCACCAAUUUGGCAGUAUAUACCGCGGCACAUUUCAAAGCAUUUUCUCUGAGAUAUUUGAAAACGGAGUCGUGCAGUGAACGGCUGCGUGUCCCUUUUAAAACAAACCCAGCGCCUGUCAAUCAUACCACAUUCCAACCAAUCCCAAAGCGCCCUUUUUUAAAAGCAGGUUGGCCUGCUGUGCUUUUAUAUUGCACCAUGGCCUGUUUCGAAGCAUUUUUACUACCACGGUUAUUGCCACAAAUCAAGAGGGCAAAGUGAACGGUAUGGGACUCUCACUAACUUUAACGAACUUGAGUCUGGUUCCUUCUCCUGCGAAGUUCACGGCCAAGAAAUGCACAUGCAGAUGAUAAACAGCACAGAAAAUGGAAUCACGAUGUCUAGGUAAAUCCUGAGCACAGAAUUGGUUGAUUUUGCAAACUCACGGCAAAACUGACAACAAAACAUGACAAGCCUGUCGAGGUUUAGUGGCUGCCCUCUUUCUUGCGUCAACCCCGGGGAGAGCAAUACUGAACUCAGCGUGGUGCUGCCACCUUUGGCAGGGGAGCACAUGGGGCACCCUACUGGCAGUUCCUUAAAACUCUGCCCCUCACACAGUUUGCGAGACUACCCCGAGACGAGGUCCAAUGCAUAUGUUGACCAUUCGGUUCCCCAUUUUGCAGACUCCGGAUACCCCGGCCACCGGUUAGAACACAGCCCUAGGGGCAUUAUCAUUGGAGCCAAUCUUACUGGAGCCGGCAUGCCACCCGUCACUGAUCAACUGGCACCAAGAAGUAACCAACAUGGCGGGAUUGGAAGGUACCGUGACCUGCCUAGCUAUAGAGAUAGCAGAAGCCACGCUUUUUUCACCGCUUAUCACGAGCAGGCCCAUGGCUCCUCGGACUCGUCCCGAGAUCUCUCUGGUCAAGUUAUGUUGGGUCUACCUGGGGACCUCCUCACCCGGACGCAGCCUUACAGCCAGGGUAUCAGCGGCUCCAGGGGAAACAGCCAACAACUUGUUUCUCAGUUCCUGGGUCUCUACAAACCGCUGAACAUGGCAAUUCAACGUGGAGGGGGUGACGCUUUCCUCAGGUGCUCCAAACCGAAUCUGAAGCACGAGCUCGUGUGUAAGUGGAGUGACAGCCAAGAGGGGGCUGGGAAGCAGCCCUGCGCCAGAACUUUCGGGACUAUGUAUGAACUUGUAACCCAUGUGACAGUGGAACAUGUCGGAGGACCUGAGCACUCUGAAUACGUGUGUCACUGGGAAAAUUGUCCGAGGGACAGAAAACCUUUCAAAGCCAAAUACAAGCUGGUGAACCACGUCAGAGUCCACACAGGGGAAAAGCCUUUCCCCUGCCCUUUCCACGGCUGUGAAAAAGUUUUUGCGAGAUCAGAGAACCUCAAGAUUCACAAAAGGACGCACACAGGUGAAAAACCUUUUAAAUGUGAGUUCGAGGGCUGCAACCGGAGGUUUGCUAACAGCAGCGACCGAAAGAAGCAUUCUCACGUGCACUCCAGUGACAAACCAUACAUGUGCAAGGUCAGAGGGUGUGAGAAGUGUUACACUCACCCGAGCUCUCUUCGAAAACACAUGAAGCUCCACUGCAAGACAUACAGCGCGAAAAGCAGCGACGGACACGAGCGGGACGGGGAGCACCUCGCGGAGGCCAGGUCACCCGAAGUAACGGAUCAAGCCGAAACGGCCUCGUCCACUAUUGUGACCCGCGCACAACCCCCGAUCUCACAAGAGCCCUUAUCGCCUGAGAUUCGAAACGAGUCGACUCUGAGGUCACGUUUCCAUCACACGUUCGACAACAGUUUGGACUACUCACACAGGUCACAGGGCCUACUGGAUCCACUGUUGAUCCAGAGGAGCAGUUACAGACCCGAGCCCACUCAAUACCCAUGCAGCCAAGGGAGCCACAGUUUCGGCCAGAGCUCAAGGACAUUUUCCACGGCCUCGCCCUUUCAGAAAAGUAUAGUCAACGGCUGGUAUACGUGCCACAGUGGCGUGGACUCUUUCUCACCAAAGCAGUGUAAUAGCGAUAUAUCCUCCAUUUGAGUCAGUUGGAUCGCUUGACUAACAUUGGCCUGCACCGCCCUAGGUGUACUGUCGUUAUAUUAUGACACCUGUUAUUCUUGGACUGUAUGUUUCUGAGUGUACUUCGUUGAUGUUGUGGGCUAUAAAAAGACGUUGCCACGUUGAAGUCAUGUGUCGUAGUUUUGAAAACUUGUUAAAACUUUAUUCCGGCGUUGCAAAAUGCGUGAUGGUAAGCUUUAAUUAUUUUGUGACGCACGAACUCCAGGCCUAUAUGUGUGAUGGGCUACGAGUUCUGUCAAUUGUAAAGAAAAAAAAAAUCCUACAAAAAACAACGUGCCUAUUUUAACAAACGUGUACAGUGAACACUUAUUCCCUCCUUUUCGAGAAGGCUAUUAGAAUAGAACACCAUGAAUACAAAUAUUGUAUACUUUAUCUCUAUCAUUUGAAUGAAAACCAUACUCGAGCUUGCAAUAGGAUACGGAAACAAAAUGGAAUCAACGAGAAUGUAUAUGUCGUCCUAUGUAGGCCUUUAUAUCAACGUGACAUAGUAAUUAUACUAUUGUAUACCAGCAUAUGUAAUGGACAGGGUCUUCAUGGAUUGUAACUGUAUUGUUUUGUGGGAAAGCAUAGAAACGUGCAUUAAUCAUGUCGUGUUUAAUGUAAGAAAUAACUUUGAAAUAAAAUAUUAUUUAAAACCUAUUAUUUGUUGUUUAAUUUUCAGUCCAGAACAAGUGAACCAAUUCUGAGCUCACAUAUGAUAUAUCUCAAUGUAAUUCAAAGGGAUAUUGACUGUACUAUCUAUUACAAUAAUUUGUUAAAUAUCGUGCUAAACACCAGAUGAAAGGAAAGUGCAAGCCUAUACAGCUUUCAGCUGCUUUACUCUCUUCCAAGAAUCAUAAAUUGUAGCUUCUGAAGCAUUACUCCUCUCAGUCUGCCCCCCCUCCUCAGUUCGCACUCGCGCUCUGCUUUGUAUAUAGAUAUUUUAUGAAUUUUUGUGUAAAAUACUUUCUUUCUGGCAUCAGUUGAGAACACAAGCCACUGUCUUUUCGAUAAGAAUUAAAAUGUUUAAUUAAAAUUCUACUGUACAUACUGUAAUAUUAAUUAUGCAUUAAA